AUGCGUAUCUUCUCUUCCAUCUUCGCUGUGGCCAAUCUCCUUACCCUCUCAACGGGUAGAGUUAUACCUCGCCAAGAUGGGAACUCUUACGUUGGCUAUCUCCUCUCCACCUUUACCGACGCGAAUCCUCAAGUAUUUUGGUAUCUCUCUGAAGGUUCCGAUCCGUUAGCAUUCAAAGCCCUUAAUGGAGGAAGUCCAGUAUUGGGAUCGACUGUUGGCACGCGCGCAGUAAGAGAUAUAUUUCUCGCUUCAAACGCUGCCAGGUCUGAGUAUUUCAUGAUUGCGACAGAUUUGGAUAUUAACGCUGAGGGAUUUUCCUGGGAUGAAGCGACAAGACGCGGCAGCCGUGGCCUCACUAUCUGGAAGUCAAGUAAUCUUGUAGAUUGGUCUGAACCUACGUUGACGACGAUUGAGGAAGACACCGCCGGUAUGGCCUGGGCACCUUCUGCUGUUUGGAACGAUGAUGAGCAGCAAUACUAUCUCUUCUGGGCAUCCCGUCUUUAUGAUACUGCCGACUCGGAGCAUACUGGCACUGCUGGGUUGGAUCGGAUCCGCUAUUCAACCACCAAAGACUUUGUGACAUUCAGCUCUCCCGCUGAUUACGUCGCUCUGGAUGAGACUCCCCUAAUUGACCAAGAAUUCCUGGAGCUCGGCACACCCGGAGCUUAUGCUCGUUUCAUCAAGAACGAAACUGUCAACCAAGUUUAUCAGGAAACCACCACAGGUGGACUUUUCGGAGAAUGGACCCGCAUCCCUGGAUAUAUUGGCGAUAACCCGUUGUCUGAAGGGCCAGCUUCGUUCCCCGAUAUCGAAAGCCCUGGAGUUUACCAUCUGUUGCUUGACAACUAUGAGGAAUAUGUUCCGUUCCAGACAAGUGACAUCAAUGCGGGCUCGUGGGAGAAAUCAAGUUCGUCUUCUUACCCCACAGGGUUGAAACAUGGUUCUGUUUUGCGGUUAACGCAGGCGGAAUACGAUGCUAUUACUUCUAAGUUUGCAUAG
Aspergillus pseudotamarii is the source of this 999-nucleotide messenger RNA. RefSeq names its product glycoside hydrolase family 43 protein. The record is from RefSeq and is a predicted model, not a curated record. Lineage: Eukaryota; Fungi; Ascomycota; Eurotiomycetes; Eurotiales; Aspergillaceae. The coding region runs from base 1 to 999 and encodes 332 amino acids. The transcript has 3 exons.